AGUGUGUCAGAGCGGCAGUUGUGUUAUCAUACUGAACUUGCCGCCAAAUAUCGGAAAAUCAAAAACUAGCUUUUAAUCCAAAAUUGACAAUGAUACGUUGGUGAAAGUGAGGUGUGUUGUUUUUUUGGAAUACUUUCUGGUGUACUGACUGUGUGAGUGAGAUGCCCAGCACCUAGCUAUGGCCGGGUGGCUCACCGUCGUGCAGCUGAGCGAGGACAAUGCCCGCGUGGUGCUGCUGGCGGCGGUACUGUUGCUGUACAUGCUGCUGGGGGCCCUGCUGUUCCAGCAACUGGAGUCUGCCGCCGAGCUGACCCUAGUGGAGGACUACGACCGCGUGCUCUCACAGUUCCGCGCCGCCCUGGACAACACCACGCUGGACCACGCGGCCCUGGAGAGGCUCCUGAAUCUACAUACUGCAGUCACCUCGGGGGCGGGCCAAGGCAGGCGUUGGGACUUCGCAGGCAGCUUCCACUUUGUCAGUACCAUCGUUUCCACCAUAGGUUACGGCAACACUACGCCGCAGACUACGGCAGGAAGGGUCGCUGUUAUCGCUUACGGGUUCUUGGGUUGUUCCAGUGGCAUAUUGUUCUUUAACCUCUUCUUAGAAAGAAUCAUCACUCUUCUUGCUUACAUACUGAGAUCAAUCUACUUACGGAAACUAAAUAAGGAAGGUCAGGAGGUAGAUGAAGACGACAGCCUGGACGACUGGAAGCCCAGUGUCUACUGGGUGAUGCUAUGUCUUGUGGUGGCUUCAGUCGUUGUCGCUGGAUGUGCCUCGGCACUCUACUGCCCCCUGGAGAACUGGACCUUCUUCGAGUCCCUCUACUUCUGCUUCGUCUCGUUCGCUACUAUUGGGUUCGGAGACUAUGUAACGACACAAGGCCCCGAGUAUCCGUACCCAGAGUUGUACAGGGUGGCUAACUUCCUGCUCCUGGUGCUGGGCUGUUGCUGUAUAUACUCGCUGUUCAACGUGACCAGUAUCGUGGUGAAGCAGGCUCUCAACUGGGUGAUUCUACACUUGGACUGUCAGUGCUGCGACCGCCAGGGCAAGGCUGGCAGGAUGCUGAGGCGUCACUCGCUACGGCUCCAGCAGAGGAGGCGUUCCAGUAUUACCUAUCCCAGAAGUCUCCGCAAAUCUACCAGGACGAAGCGUACGCCGAUGUGUGACGUCGUGGCCGAAACUGACUCGGCUGGUUACGAUUCAGAGGCGGGGGUAGACUCCAAGGGUCGCCGACUCUCGGGUGAAAUGAUCUCCAUGAAAGACUUCCUGACAUCCAACAAGGUGUCACUGGCGGUGAUGCAGAAACAGCUGUACGAGACGGCGAUGAUGCAGCGGGGCUACGGUGACGACAAGUCGGGUGGCAAGUUCACUCCGGGGACCGUAGGGCCGCUGGCCAUCGUCACCCAGAAGUUAGGGGACAGCUCCGCCAGCAGAUAGCCCGGCGGCGUCAAGUAGGAGGCAGACACAAGGCUGUGAUUAGGCUAGACCGCUUCUACAAUUAUAUUCUAAAUAGUUGACUGUUGGUGCAGUGAAACUGUUGUUUGGUGGCGUUGAGUUUUAAGUGGUCUAUGUUGGUCUCCGUUUCAGAAAAAUAUGAGAAAAAGUAUUAAUUUAACUCUCAAGGUUAUCAGUUGUGUAAGAUUCUCCUCAAAUACAACCAAAAAGGUUUAUACUAGACCUCACUCAAUAUACGAGUAAAUAGUUAUAUACCUCUUUAACAAAUAUUCAAUUGGUGAAUGCACAUAUUUUUAUAAUGGCACAGCAGUUAGUCCUAGGUGCAGUUGAUAAAUUCAACAGUUGUGUUGAUUCGUGGAUUUAUUUGAAGAAUUUUAUGCACUUAUAAAUGCUAAAUGAACGAUUGCGUUAUACUGAAAUGUAAAGACAUGUAGAAAAUUAAGAGCCAUAUUUUUUGUUGUCCCUGUUCUAUAUUUAUGACGUAACAGAAAGUAAAAGUUCCUUUCUGUAGAAUGAUUUGUUUUUUUACUGUAAAUACGUCAUCUGCAGGAGGAUAAUAAAACUAUUAACCAUAACGCGUUCCUUACAGCACUACCAGUGCAGCCAGUGAUUCCUUAAAGUUGUCUAGCAGAUAAAAAAAUUGAAGAGUAUUUCAUUUGAUUGCUCAAAGUAAAUAUAAAUAUAAGUUUUUUUUUAGAAAUAACAUUGAAAAAGAAAUAAUAUCUCUCAAAAGUGAAUAGAUGAUUAGAUUCAAAAGAAUAUAAUGCUAAUGGAUUCUAAAGUAAAAUGAUCUGAUAUCUAAGAUGUGUCUAAAGAACUUUUUUUAAACACGGAAGAGUAAGUUUAAGAAAGGCAGUCCAUUUGAGAAUAUAAUUUCAAUAUACUCAUUGUUAAUGUCGAGGAAUUAAACCUCAUUCACUGGAUUUCAUAAAUACAAUGUAUACAAGCCUUCUUAAUUUGCAUUGUCAGUAUUUACAGACAUUGUAAAAAGGUAGGAACUAGAAACGAAACUGAACUCUGCUUGAUUUACGAACUAGAAAAGGGGUAUGUAUUGUAUGGUUUAAAUUAAUAGAAAUAAUAUUUAAUUUGUUUUAAUGUACCAAAAUGUAUAUUUUUAUUUUCUUUACAUAUUUAUAAUCGGAAUUUACCAUUUCGGUUCUUGCUCUCUAAUUAUUUUUUUUUAAAGAGUAUCUCAAUUUUGUUGGUGAUUUUCAAGAACCUGAAGAAAAUUAUAGCAGUUAUCUUAAAACUAUUAAAUUGCUGUUGCAUAUUUUUGCCCCAAGUUACAUCAAGUAACGGCUAUUGAUUAUGUGUAAUUACAAACACUUUAAGCUACGAUUUGGAGGAUUUAUAAAUCUUUAAGUAAGAGCUCAAAAUAAACUAAACAAUGUGGAACCGGCAACAAAUUGUUGAUUAGAUUUACGUACAAAUUAGGUUAAUAAUUCAAUACUGUUAUCUCGAUUGUCGUUACUCUUUUCGUCUUGAAUAGUUUUAGAUUUGCUAGAAAUAUUAAAAAAAAAAAUACCUUAAUGAAAGCGAGAUUAAGAGAAAAACCUCAUUAUUCAGCACUAAACGUCGCUCACCUAUUAAACCAAUUAUUCAAUAGUAUUUCACUUUGAAAAUUAAAAACGUAUUAAAUAAAUGCGCGUGCACUUAUUAUCCUUUUAUUACUUUUACACCUAAAUAAAAAAUGUUGAUUAUAUAGAAAAACAAACAUGGAUUUUAACAAUUUAUUAAUAUGAGAAUCAAUGCACAUUUGUUGCAUUUGGGUAAAAAGAAAGUAAACUUGUCAAAAUUAUUAUGAAUAUUAAUUCGUGUAGUAUAGUUAAAUUGACAUUAAAAAACUAUUUAAGCUAUAUUCUUUCAGACUAUAACUUUAUACGUGUUACAAAGUUACUAUAAUAAAUAUAGAGACUGAGAUCUUGCAUGUAACAAGUUCUAAUGAACAUAAAAGUUGAUAUAAAUGACUUAAUGUCGUAGUUCUUUAUAUUUGAAUAUUUUAAGGAGUUACAUAAAUAUAUCAUUUUAAUAUUACUCAUAAUCUACACACUGCUAUGUUUAUGUGCGUAGGAGAUCAUCCAAAAGAUGAUUAUUUUACAUUUACAAUACUAAUAGGUGUACAUAUUUUAAUUAUUUUUGAAAAUAUUAGUAAACUGAAGAUUUUAAAUUAAAUAUAUUGCAAAAUAACCACUGUUAAAUAUGUUUAUACAUCCUUAAAAUAACGUUUGUACAUGUUUGCAAAACUAUUUUUUUCGUGAGUGACAUGAAAAAUUAAACUAGUUCUAAAGAUCCUAAAUAUAUGUUAUAUUAGACAAAUAAACUAUGAGCUGACAAAUAUGAUGGUUUUCCAAAUUAUACCACUAUACUUUCAACUUGAACAUUGGGUCUGGGAUUGCAUUUAUUGAAAGUUAGGUCUACCUUAAAUGUAACCAUACAUCUUGUUGUGUGUUUGAGUAAAAAGAAAACAGGGCACCAAACUUGUGACAGUGUAUAGCCUAUUGCACAUUCAGAGGCAUCUCUUUUCCACUAUAAAUUGUGCUCUAGCCUGGAUAGGUUCUUCAGUUCCAACUGCUAUAUCUUCUUUCAACUGUUGGAAUGCAUUGAUAGCUACAACUGUAGUUUUAUUGGAUGAUAGAGAGGUCUUAUCUUCUCAAAUUUGAAUAAAGCUUGAAUAGUGAAAGAAUAUACCUUGGUAACGAUGUAGAGAGUGGAUAUCCUGAGGCACUUUCAACCUGAGUGAAUGUUGACGGCGAUCUGAAUCAGGCCGAGCUUGAGUUCUUGAAAUGACAUUGCCCAAGAGAAGAAUCAAUUUCUGAGCAAAGGAGCAUUUGUCUAUAUUCCAAGUCAAAUUGAUUUUCAUUCUUUGGGACUUCAAGAAUUUUUUGAAAGUUUAAAUUGUGAUAUGCUUGUUUUUUUCCUCCAAUCGUCACAUAAUCAAGAUAUUCUACAUUGCAUUUAAAAUUUUCUUUUCUGAUUACAGAGUCCAAAAUCCUUUGAAAACCAUAAAAAAUGUGUAACUUCAAAGAGAAUCCUUCAAAAUUGCUAGAGCUGAUCACUUGCCUCAUAAGCCGAAUGGCCAUGGUUAUGUUCUUCAAUUUGGAAGGCUCUCUGGAGAUCUAUUGAACUGAAUGUACUUAACCUAGAAAUACAAUUUACAAUAACUUAUCUUGGCAAUACACUCCACGCAUCUAGCAUAGUAAAACGGUUUAUAAUUAUUGAGUAGUCAAUACACGGUCGCUUCAUUAUUCCUUCCCCUCAAUAACAAUCACCUUGGUUGGGCAUGUUAAAGAGCAUUGUCCAAAAACUCCUGUAGAGAGGAGCCUCUCAGUUUAUUUUUUGAUACCCUUCAGAUCUUCCUCAGAACGGCAUGAUUUAACUGCAAUUGGUUUAAAGUCUGGAAUUAAGGUUCUUAAAUUCAUAUACAUUAAGGUUAAUUGUAAAUAAAUAAAUAUGUUUAAUUUAGUGGGGUGCUUUUCAUAUUUUACUAGGUAUACGAUGUUAUACAACUAUUAUUCUGUUAAGUUUACCUGGUUAUACAUUAUGAAAAAAUAUAUUGUAUAAUAAUAAGUAGUACAAAAGCUACGUACCAUAUAAGGAAAACCACUUACACCGUUGCAUAUUUUUAGAAAGCGCUUAUUAGGAAAAAUAUACAUAGAACUACUAGUAACAGAUCUAGAAUAUGAGAAACAUGAUUAUGAUAUAUAGAACAUGUUAGUUGUACUAUAUUUUGUUGUUGAAAGGAAACAAUAAUAAUUAUUUUAUAUAUAAUUUCGCUUAAAAAAUAAAAUUCAAAGAUUUUAUCAUGUAUAUCUGCACAUAAAUAAAACUAUAUAACUUAUUUUUAGUUUACAUGUGUGUGUCUGUUGAUAAAGUAAAGACCUCCUAUUUUAUAUAGUGCAAGAUUGAAUAGUUAUAGAGUAUUGAGUAUUUUGCAAACUAUUUAGCAAAUUUUAAUUAUUUAGUUACUUAAUUUAAUAUUAGCUGUAUAUUUUAAGAAAUUUUACUACUGCCAAAGUGAGAAAAUCAUAUUUGUUAGAAUUAAAGAUUGAAAACGUAUAUUUGAA
Homalodisca vitripennis (glassy-winged sharpshooter) is the source of this 5520-nucleotide messenger RNA. RefSeq names its product potassium channel subfamily K member 13-like. Bases 179 to 1438 code for a protein of 419 amino acids. Gene Ontology annotation, biological process: potassium ion transmembrane transport; stabilization of membrane potential. The transcript has 6 exons. Gene Ontology annotation, cellular component: membrane. Lineage: Eukaryota; Metazoa; Arthropoda; Insecta; Hemiptera; Cicadellidae. The record is from RefSeq and is a predicted model, not a curated record. Gene Ontology annotation, molecular function: potassium ion leak channel activity.